This is a messenger RNA of Opisthorchis viverrini, 1056 nucleotides long. RefSeq lists its product as hypothetical. The coding region runs from base 1 to 1056 and encodes 351 amino acids. The record is from RefSeq and is a predicted model, not a curated record. Lineage: Eukaryota; Metazoa; Platyhelminthes; Trematoda; Opisthorchiida; Opisthorchiidae. The transcript is spliced from 5 exons.
AUGACAACAAUCAUCUCUGACUGGCUUAGAGAAGAGAUUGGCUUGAGUAAUCAAGGUGACGAGAUUAAUGCAGAACAAUUUUACCGAACUGACUCAGUCAUUAUAGAGGACGCCUUUGCCAAUGGCUAUCUGCUUGGGAAAUUGCUGAAAAAACACGGACUGCAAGAGGAUUUCAACCUUUUUAGAGACUCGAGCUCUUUGGACAUAUGUCUCAGUAAUUUCCUGCGACUCGGCCGAACCCUCCGGAGUUGUGGGCUGAAUUUUGACGCUCGGAUUGCAUGUGAUAUCAUAAACAAGGUGACCGGAGUUGUCUACAGUAUCCUCCAUGAACUCUACAUAUAUUUGCACUGCACAAAUCAAGCUGAAAGGCUUGCUUCAAUCCAAAAGUGGGAAUCGCUUUGCCCCCAUGCGAACAGCAUUUACCAACAGCAACUGCGCAGGCUCGUUCCACGUCAGAUUGACAAGACGCUGAAGGAGGUAGCCAGACAGUAUAAGACAAAACAAGAACAAAAUGAGAAGCAAGCCGAGUAUCGCGAGUUACUUCUGGCUUAUCAGCGUGAAGAGAGAAAACAAGCAAAGCGCAAGAAAAUGCUUGAGCGCAGUAGGCAACUACGUCUGGUCCAAGCAGAAGUGAUGGCUAGAAUACAAGCUAAUGAUAUCGAGAUUCCAAAGAAGUGGUUGACUUCAGCCAAACAGGUUGCGCCAAAGCCGGAGAAGCUGCGCAUGUCUACCGAAGGCAUGGGUGGGAAGCACUGGACUCGAGUUUCCCUCUUAUUAGAGCUCAGCAGCAGUGCAUAUCCAAUGGCACACCAGUUACAUCGCUCAAGCGUAAACACACUCGCCCGUUCAGACGUGAGAAUUCAGAUGCGUCCAACGUGCGUUGGUGGAAUAGUGGUAACACGUUUGCCUUGCAUGUCAGGUGUCCGGAGUUCAAACCCCGGUACGGCCAUUGGAUAUGCCCUGCUGAUGAGCUCUAACAAGAGCGAAACCCGAGUCCAGUGCUUCCCUUUGGUGUGGAUUCACACGAAUAAUUGCGUCAAAACGAGCGUGAUGUGA